Neopelma chrysocephalum (saffron-crested tyrant-manakin) is the source of this 558-nucleotide messenger RNA. RefSeq names its product kinesin-like protein KIF1C. The record is from RefSeq and is a predicted model, not a curated record. The annotation marks the transcript as partial. The transcript is spliced from 6 exons. Lineage: Eukaryota; Metazoa; Chordata; Aves; Passeriformes; Pipridae. Gene Ontology annotation, biological process: cytoskeleton-dependent intracellular transport; microtubule-based movement; vesicle-mediated transport. Gene Ontology annotation, molecular function: microtubule binding; ATP hydrolysis activity; plus-end-directed microtubule motor activity. Gene Ontology annotation, cellular component: microtubule; kinesin complex; dendrite.
AAGCGUGAAGGGGAAAUGGCAAAAGUGAAGGAGAAAAGGCGGGAAAACGGUGAGGCCGUGAGGGGCAUGGCGGGCGCCUCGGUGAAGGUGGCCGUCAGAGUCCGGCCCUUCAGCGCCCGCGAGAGCAGCCGCCAGGCCAAGUGCGUCAUCCAGAUGCGAGGAAACACCACGUGCAUCACCAACCCCAAGCUCCCCAAAGACGGCACCAAACAUUUCACCUUCGACUACUCCUACUGGUCCCACACCUCGGAGGAGGACCCCAACUUCGCCUCCCAGCGCCGGGUGUACCAAGACAUCGGGGAGGAGAUGCUGGCGCACGCCUUCGAGGGCUACAACGUUUGCAUCCUGGCCUACGGCCAGACCGGCGCCGGCAAGUCCUACACCAUGAUGGGGCGGCAGGAGCCCGGGCAGCGCGGCAUCAUCCCGCAGCUCUGCGAGGAUCUGUUCACCCGCGUCGCACGGGAGGGGUCCCCCGAGCUCUCCUUCUCCGUGGAGGUGAGCUACCUGGAGAUCUACUGCGAGCGUGUGCGGGACCUGCUGAACCCCAAGAGCCGGGGG